AGCGUGCGUUUAGCUUAGCUGCCUGGGUUUAGGGUUUGGCAGCUAUGGAGGAGGACGAUGGCGCUGCUCCCAGCACCAGCAGCGCCAAGAGGAAGAAGCGCUCUCGCCAAAAGGUAACGCUGGAUGUGCUGGCGAGGGAGGAAGGCGCGCAGCUCCCGAUUCUGGCGUAUUUUCCCACGCCAUUCGAUCCCUGCGCGCAGCAGCCGACCAAGGACGAUCAAUCGGAUCCGCCCGAGCUCUACGCGAGCACCAAGAACUCGCAAAUGCAGCUGGUGGUCCGGCCGCCGGGGGGAAAUGUGGAUUUCGUUGGAGCGAAUGUGAACAGUGAAGCCGGUGCCUGGAAUCCGACCAUGUUUGCUCUCGGGGUUUUCGAUAAGGAGGAGGGAACUCUCAAGAUCGUGCCAGUUGUCUCGAAUAAGGUUUUAAGAAUGGAACCUAGAGUUCGUGGUGUCUCGUACAUGAUGGAUUACGGCAACCAGGAUGACACGGAGGUGGAUAGAGAAAUGAGGAUCGAUCGGAAGAACACGCUCGUGAAUAGAUUUGGAACGAAGAAGGCCAAGAACGCGCUGCAAAGAAUGUCGAGAGCUGUGGUGAAAGAAACUGCGCUGGGAGGAUCCGACGAGCAAUUCAAAGGCUACUUACAGGACGCUGUGCAACAGGAGGGGCUUGUGAUGACGAGAAAGGAGGUGGAAAAAGCAGCAAAUGCCGCGAUGGUGAGAAGAAUACCGCCUUACAAUCUCGACGCCAAGGCUCCCGACGAUGCCUAUCCUCUCAACAAGAUCAUAACAAAAGAGGAAUGGCAAUCCAUGGACUCGAGCGAUCUCAUGAAGGCGGCCAAGAAGGCGGCAGAGCUCGAGGCUCUACGCUCGCAAGAAAAAUACUGGAACUUUAUCCUCGAUCGGAUACACCGCCUUCGCGUCGACGGAGAUCGAGAAGGAAAUGCCAAGCGGAGUUUCAUCAUGGUCUACCUGAAUUACCUCCUCUUGAUGUUCCACGCGACGAGGGGCCGCGUGGUGAGCGGCCGCAAUCCAUUCUUCGACGAGAAGGUGAACCUCGACAUGCCGCAAGUGAUCUACGACAAGCUCAGCUCGAUGUUCCUGCAAGACGCGCCGCCGCAGACCGAGAAGCGAGGCUCCGGCGGCAGUGGCAAGCUCCUCCACAGGGACUACCUCCUGAGCUACAUCCUGGUGCUGGCCAUGAAACUGGACGGCUUCACGUCCGACGCGCAAGACAUGGCUACGGAGCUCAAGAUGACCGUGACGGACUUGCAGCCACACUACGCGCAGCUGGGGUGUAAGGUGGAGGCACCGCAUUUUCGAGGCGCGGCAAAGGCAGUGAAACCAAAGGUGACGAUGCCGCUGCCAUUGAAUCUGGAUCAAGAGGACCCGGCGAACGCCAGGAGUGGCGGAGGAGGAGGAGGUCGGGGCCGAGGUAGAGGACGGUGAAAUCCUGGAAGUGGACUCGUAAUCUCCUGGGCGAACCUCUUUUGGUUCGAAGAUCUUUGUUACUUCCAACGCGAAAGUCCAGGAACUUUGUUACUUCCAACUUGAAAUUCCAGGAUUCCAACGUGAAAGUACAGGAACUUUCUACUUCCAGGAUUCCAACGUGAAAGUCCAGGAACUUGUUUACUUUCAACGUGAAAAUCCGGGAUUUCUACAAGGUACCCCGUUUCGUCGAGAUCGUCUCUACGUGGAAAAGCGGUGUGAUUUGUUGACAUAUCCGAAUCUUAGCAAUCGAUUUCAAUAAAAGGCGACACGUAAUGUAGAUGUCUUUUUUA
This is a messenger RNA of Selaginella moellendorffii, 1777 nucleotides long. Its product is annotated as DNA-directed RNA polymerase I subunit rpa49. The transcript has 4 exons. Gene Ontology annotation, cellular component: RNA polymerase I complex. Bases 45 to 1445 code for a protein of 466 amino acids. Gene Ontology annotation, biological process: nucleolar large rRNA transcription by RNA polymerase I; transcription elongation by RNA polymerase I; RNA polymerase I preinitiation complex assembly. The record is from RefSeq and is a predicted model, not a curated record. Lineage: Eukaryota; Viridiplantae; Streptophyta; Lycopodiopsida; Selaginellales; Selaginellaceae. Gene Ontology annotation, molecular function: DNA binding.